Giardia duodenalis is the source of this 534-nucleotide messenger RNA. RefSeq names its product Ubiquitin-conjugating enzyme E2-28.4 kDa. The record is from RefSeq and is a predicted model, not a curated record. Lineage: Eukaryota; Fornicata; Diplomonadida; Hexamitidae. The coding region runs from base 1 to 534 and encodes 177 amino acids. The transcript has a single exon.
AUGAGCUCCAAGACUCAGAAAUCCUCACCUACAGAAUCGCAAAUAAUUAUCAAUCGAAAGCUUCUAUGGGAGCAGAAGAAUCCUGACCCUUAUUAUAAGCUCCGUCUUACAAAUAGUGGCGACCUCUACAGAAUCCACUUCUCUUGCAGAGGCCCGAAGGGCACCGUGUUUGAGGGCGGUAUCUAUCACGGUGUGCUUGUCCUGCCACCUUCCUUUCCGUUUAAGCCACCAGACCUGAUGAUGAUCACCCCAAGUGGGCGCUUCGAGAUUAACAAGAAAAUCUGCUUCUCAUAUACAUCGUACCAUCCCGAAACGUGGUCUCCGGCGCUGAACUUCAAGCAUAUCAUCAUCGGAUUCCUCAGUCUCUUCAACGAGUAUAGUGAGAGUGCCAUAGGAAUGAUCACUACUAUGGAUAGGCCCACAAUCGAUAGAUACAAAGAGGCGAAUAUGAAGUUUACAUGCUCAGAAUGUGGCAUGUGCCACUCAUCUAUCUUGCGGGAGCUUGAGGAGCUGGAGAAGAGCAAGGGAUGCUGA